Molecule: messenger RNA, 670 nt
Organism: Sesamum indicum (sesame)
Lineage: Eukaryota; Viridiplantae; Streptophyta; Magnoliopsida; Lamiales; Pedaliaceae
Product: kirola
Biological process (GO): defense response
Source: RefSeq, a predicted model, not a curated record
GCAGUUCGACGUACUAAAUCAGUGGUAUCAACCCUUGUGCAUUAGCUAAGAAUUAUUACACUGUCACAAUGGCAAAUCUGAUAGCCGACAGCAUUGUCGCCAGCUGUCCAAUAAAAAGUCCAGCUGAUAAGUUCUUCAAGUUCUUUAGGUACAGUAUGAAUGAGAUCGUCAAGAUAUUUCCGGCAGCCUUCACCGGAGUUCAGCUGCUCGAAGGAGAGGAAGGGACUGUGGGUUGUAUCAAGCGCUGGAAUUAUAUUGUUGGCGGAAUUCCACUGACCGCGACGGUGAAGAUAGAGGCAAUCGAUGAGGCUGCAAAAUCCAUAACAUUUGCUGUGCUGGAAGGAGACUUGCUGCUGCUGUACAAGAGCUUCCAGGCCACACUCACCGUCAGCGAAGGUUUGGCCAAAUGGACAUUUGUGUUCGAGAAAGCUACUCUGCUCACCCCACCUCCCGAGCUCUAUAUUCCCCUCGCAGUCACUCUCUGCACUCUCGUCGAUGCUUUUCUUCUCCUCAACUGAGAAACCCUGUUCAGAUGCUACAACUGAAGCUUUCUUGAGUGUGUUCAAAUCUACCACUUGUUUGAGUUGAUUAUGUCUAUUUCCAGAAUUCUUGCUGCUUAGUGAGAAUUUUAUCUUUUUAUCGUGUGUGGAAUAAACAUCCUUGAUCUACA